Messenger RNA from Carya illinoinensis, 1219 nucleotides. Its product is annotated as alpha carbonic anhydrase 7-like. The transcript has 6 exons. The record is from RefSeq and is a predicted model, not a curated record. Gene Ontology annotation, molecular function: carbonate dehydratase activity; zinc ion binding. NCBI's taxonomy places the organism in Eukaryota, Viridiplantae, Streptophyta, Magnoliopsida, Fagales, Juglandaceae. The coding region runs from base 48 to 869 and encodes 273 amino acids.
AUUAACACAUAAUAUUGCAAAAUCGUGGAAAUUGCUAGAUAGAAAAGAUGAAGCUUGUAAACCAAUUCUUGUUUUGCUGUUUCUUCAUUGUUCUUGUUUUGCAUUCAUCCCGGCCUGCAACAUCUAAAGAAGUUGAUGAUGAACGAGAAUUUGACUACAGUGAGACAAGUGGAAAGGGACCGUCUCAAUGGGGAGACAUUCACCCUGAAUGGAGCUUGUGCAGAGAUGGAUCAAUGCAAUCUCCGAUUGAUUUGCUGAAUGAAAGUGUGCAAAUAGUUUCCCAUUUAGGGAGAUUUAAUCGGAAUUACCAUCCCUCUAAUGCCACUCUCAAAAAUCGAGGCCAUGACAUGAUGCUCGAAUGGGAAGGCGGCGCAGGAUAUAUUGAAAUAAAUGGUACUCAAUAUGUACUCCAGCAAAGCCAUUGGCACUCACCCUCUGAACACGCUAUCAACGGCCGGAAGUUUGCUCUAGAGUUGCACAUGGUCCAUCAGAGUUCCGACGGAAAAUUUGCUGUGGUUGGAAUUAUGUACACGAUUGGAAGCCCUGAUUCUUUCUUGUCAUCGAUAAGGCAUCAGUUGUCAGACGUUGCCGGUAACAGUGAAGAAGUAACAGCGAUGGGAAUCGUCGACCCAAACAACAUAGAGAUGGGAAGUAGAAAGUAUUACAGAUAUAUUGGAUCCCUUACAACUCCCCGUUGCACUGAAAAUGUUGUAUGGACCAUCGAGACAAAGGUCAGGACUGUUACACGAGAACAAGUUAGUUUGCUUCGCGUGGCCGUUCAUGACGAGUCGGACACAAAUGCAAGACCACUACAACCAAUAAAUGGGCGCCCAGUGUAUCUAUAUAAACCAACUGAAGUGGAAGAUUAAAUUCAGUCACUGUCUAGGGUUUCCCUUGAAUCUUAUAUGGCGUGAGAAAUAUUUACUAGAAUCUUACAAAAAUAUUUAUAAAUUGAUACGAUUUAAUGUAAAAUAAGUGAUCUGAUGUAUCACAUUUAGUCUCGAUCACGUACAUGAUGAUCAUUUGUGACUUAAUUACUUCUUUGUAAGAUUUUUAUAGACCUAGUAUUAAUUUAUUUUUAAGGUGUUGGUGGAAGAUAGGAUGGAAUUGAGGCAUAGAACGUGGGACGAAUUACAUAUACAUGAUGUAUUAAAUUAGUUUCCUAUGUUAAUGAUACGUUGUUUAUUAAUUGAGAGCAUUUAUAUGAGUAAAUUUACCA